Messenger RNA from Exaiptasia diaphana, 3150 nucleotides. RefSeq names its product islet cell autoantigen 1. The transcript is spliced from 9 exons. NCBI's taxonomy places the organism in Eukaryota, Metazoa, Cnidaria, Anthozoa, Actiniaria, Aiptasiidae. Gene Ontology annotation, molecular function: protein domain specific binding. Gene Ontology annotation, cellular component: Golgi apparatus. The record is from RefSeq and is a predicted model, not a curated record. Gene Ontology annotation, biological process: regulation of transport. The coding region runs from base 139 to 2049 and encodes 636 amino acids.
GACGCCAUUUUGUUUUCUGAAAGAACAAGGAGAAGGUCUUUACCCUCUUAUACUUCACUGUAAUUUAAUUGCUGAGCUACACAAUGACUUAACGUAUAGAGGUUACCAUCUGAUAAAGGCAUAAAACAACACACUACAAUGUCGUACCAUUCUCUUCCUCAAGAGCCUGAUGAAAGCUAUGAUAGAAGCUUUGAUCGUUAUCAAGAUCAUGAAAAUCAAGACACAUCCAGUUAUGGCUACAACUACAACAACUAUCGACCACCACCAUCAAAUAGUCUUAAAGGGAAAGUGGAAAGCAAGUAUUGGCACACUAAACAAUCCGUCAUACAAAAAUUAGGAAAAGAGCAGGAUGUUUUUGUUGUUGCUGGAGAUGCUGAGGUUGAUGCUAGGCUUGAGGCCUUUAGACACAUCCAGAAGACUUGUAUUGACUUACUCAAGGCUAUUGAGAUAUAUCAAAACAGAAUAUUUGCUUUAUCACAAGAUGAGAACGAAAUGGGAAGGUUUCUUAGGGAACAAGGGUCACAAGAUAAAUCCAAAGCUGGCAAAAUGAUGAUAGCUGUGGGGAAGUCUCAAAGCUAUACAGCCCAACAAAGACUGAGUUUACGUACUCCACUUGUAAGAUUAUACCAAGAAAUUGAAACGUUCCGAUUCCGAGCUAUAUCAGAUACAGCAAUGACUGUUGGCCGUAUGGAGUCUUCUAGAACAGAAUAUAGAGCUAGCCUUCUAUGGAUGGCAGACUUGUCAAAAGAACUUGACCCUGAGGAAUGGAAGAGGUUGGACAAAUUUAGAGAGGUUCAAACCAAAGUCAAAUCUUGUAAAAAGAAGUUUGAGAAAAACAAGCACGAUGUCAUGCAAAAGGUAGACCUUCUUUCUGCCAGUCGCUGUAACCUGUUAUCCAGCACUUUGGCAGCAUACCAGCAAGCAAUGUUGAAAUUCUGGGAAAAUACGAGUAAAAGUAUGAGUCAGGUGGCUGAGCAAUUCAAGGGUUAUCCUGUUUAUCAAUUCCAAAUGUUGAAAAGCUUGAACCCACUGUUGGAUGGUGAUGAUAAAGAUGAAACCAAAGAAGAAAAGGGUGAUGAAGAAACACAGCAGGGUAAAGACGAUGAGAAAAAUGCUGAGGAGGCAACAGAACAGAAGGAAGAUGGCAAAGAUGAUGAUGACGAUGAUGAUAAACUUAUAUGUCUGGAUAAUUCUCCUGUUCACAAAAGACGUUCUUCCAGGGAAAACACAGAGGAUGAUGAUGAUGAAUUACUGGAAACAGACCUUUUGGGAGAAGGCUCUGGUGAACAGAAAGCGAAUGGUGGCCAGGCAAUAGAUCUUCUUGGUGGAGAGGAGGAACAACCUUCUGAUUACAAGGGUUCAGCUGACCUAUUGGGUUCUUUUAAUACAAAUGACAUUGAACCACCCAGCUAUGAAGCUGCCAAAGAUCUUUUGGGUUUAGAUAAAAAUUUUGAGUCAAGAGAUGGCCAUAUGACAGAUAGUGGUGCUACAGCAGGCAUGACUGCUGAUGAUCUUUUGUUUGGCUCUCCUAGUAGACAACCAACCAGUCAAAGCGACCUGGAUUUAUUGAGCGAUGUAUUUGGUGAUAAUCAACCCUCACAAGUUGAUCAAAACAGCUUCAGUAGUAAAUGGAAUGAAUUGUUUGGCGAUGGACCCAAACCACAGAUACCUUCACAGACAAUCCCAUCGUCGGCAUCGUCUGCACAGGCUCCCAAUGAUAACCAUCCAGGAUACCUGCCAUCAGAUUUAAUGGAUAGCCUUUUAGGAAUGGAUCCAUUUGGUAGCCCUGCUGACACAAACAGACAGCAGGCUGCAUCUAACUCUAGUACCAAUGGCACUAGCCGUAAUCUAUUAAGUGGCCUCUCCAUGCCAACAAAGUCUUCUCUCAAAAGCUUAACCAAUAUUGGAAAAACAUCCAGUGGGAAAGAAAAACCAAGUAAAGGUGGCGACCAGUCAGCCUGGUUUAACCUGUUUUCUGACCUUGAUCCGUUAGCUAAUCCUGAUGCCAUUGGCCAAGGGAAAAAGAAAGAGGACGAACGUUCUUGUUAAUUGAAAUUGUCACCCAUUAUUAUUGCUUUGGGUUCAAAAUUUGGUUUCAUGAAUCAUUAUUGACAGUACRAUUGAAUGUACUGGGUGUUGUACAACAACAAAAGAUGCGGAAAGUUCAAGUUCAUCAUACUUUACAUCCAUAUGCACAAUAAUAUUAUUAGUUUUCCUACUUGGUAGAUUUUAAAGCAAAUAUUUAAAAAUGAGACAGUUUUUUCCAGGUUUUCGGUAAAAUGUUUCAUUUUAACUGAUCAGUUUACAUGAUUUUUAUGAUUGAGCUAUUAUUUUAAUAAUGAAAAAGCAUUUAAUAAUUAUUAUUUUGCAUGCUAUGUUAGGUAAUAAUGACUAAGACUAUGAGUUACUAAAUGUUUUCUCAAUGUUUCCUAAUAUAGCAGUUUUGCCAAGUUGCUUUGGCAGCUUAAAAAUAAUUCUCUGCCACUGUGAAAAAGGAAAGCGGUGCAUUCCAGAGGAAUUUUGCCUUGGAAUCCAUAAACAAAGCCAGAAAUCAGGUUUUCUUACUUGUCUGCUAUCAAAACGUUUAGGUUUAGAGUCAAAGAAAUAAUCUGGUCUGACGUCAUAAUGAUAAAUUAUAUGAUAUUACAGUAACAAACUGCAAGGGAUCAAUGAUAGAAUGUUUUUAGGAAGAAAUAUAACAGGAUUGGCCAUGAAAAUAGAUUGUAAAGUAUAAUAUGUAUUUAACUUGGUAUUAGAUAUUUAUUCUGUCUGUUUGCUUUUAUCAUAAAUUAACCUUUAAAGGCCCAGUGUGCACCAUUAUGCUUUGGGGGCAGCGAGGUGGCCAUUUUCAGUUUACUGAAAGUCUAUAAAUAAUUGUACUGUGUUCGAAUCUUUGACCAUCUCACUUUUCUAAGUGCUUUUUAAAAACGCUAAUAUAAGAGUUUUCAACAAUCUGAAAUUCGUUUUAUGGUGAUGUUUGGAUACUAGAAGUAUUUUGGUGCAAAUCAUAAUAAUAACAGAGGCAUGCAAAGCAUAAUGGUGCAAAGUAGGCCUUUAACAUGCUGAUUCUUUAGUCAGAAAUUAUAUCAGUUUCCAUUUAAGGAGGGUCAAAACAUAAAAUAUGGUAUCUAAUAAAGGAGUUCCAAUAUA